Molecule: messenger RNA, 868 nt
Organism: Phragmites australis (common reed)
Lineage: Eukaryota; Viridiplantae; Streptophyta; Magnoliopsida; Poales; Poaceae
Product: ethylene-responsive transcription factor LEP-like
Exons: 1
Coding region: 84-860 (258 amino acids)
Biological process (GO): regulation of DNA-templated transcription
Molecular function (GO): DNA-binding transcription factor activity; DNA binding
Source: RefSeq, a predicted model, not a curated record
CUCUAUCUCUCUCCUCAGCUUGUCACCGACCAAACACCUCUCUCUAACACUACUCUCCUCUCCCUCUCUCUAGCUCUGACAGCAUGAACUUCUCGUCGUAUUUCUCCUCCUCAUCGUCAUCCUCGGACAAGAAGUCGUCGUCCAAGCGCCGGCAGCAGGCGGCGCAGCAGCAGGUGGACGCCAACACGACGCGGUACCUGGGCGUGCGGCGGCGGCCGUGGGGUCGCUACGCAGCGGAGAUUCGCGACCCGGCGACCAAGGAGCGCCACUGGCUGGGCACCUUCGACACCGCCGAGGAGGCCGCCGUCGCCUACGACCGCUCUGCGCGCUCCUUCCGCGGCGCCCGCGCGCGCACCAACUUCGUCUACCCCGACCUGCCGCCGGGCUCCUCCAUCACCCCUUACCUCUCCCCGGACCUCACCUCCGGCGACAACUCCGCGCAGCUCCUGCAGCCAUUCUACGCUGACCCCGCCGCCGCGCUGCCGAUCCAGGCCGCGAACAGCGCCGUCGGCGGCGGCGAAGACUACGGCUACGGCUACAGCGACGCCGAAUUGUCGUCGCUGAUGGACGACAUCGCCAUACCCGACGACCUGCCCGUGCUGAGCGACUCCGGCGGCGCCAUGGACCUGUCCUCCAUGUACGGCGGCGGCAGUGCCAAUGCCGUAGGCGGCGGCGGGUGGUGCGACGCGUCGGAGUUCGGCGCUUACAGCGCGUCGUCGGCCUCGGCGCCGGGCGCGCACGGCGUGUACUUCGAGGAGGGGUACGUGCACAGCCCGCUCUUCUCGCCGAUGCCGGCCGCCGACGACGCCUGCACCGACGGCUUCCAGCUCGGCGGCUCGUCGUCGUCCUACUACUACUGAUCGCUUAC